AUGGCCGGGAUGAGGAAGGCGAGCAACGCGGCGGCGCUGGUGGCGGUGCUGAUCGUGGCCGUGGCGGCCGCGGCCGGCGCCAUCAAGCUCUGCGGCGUGGACAAGUCGGCGGUGGACGCGUGCACGCCCUACUGCAAGGUGGGCAGCACGCAGGCCGCGCCGGGCACGCUCUGCUGCGACAAGGUGAAGUCCGCCAGGUGGGACUGCCUCUGCGGCUACCGGGGCGCUCUCCCCAGCGACAUCGACGCCGCGCGCGUCAUGGACCUCGCCACCAAGUGCAAGUGCGACUACCCGCCGGCGUCCUGCGACGCCAACUAG
Molecule: messenger RNA, 318 nt
Organism: Sorghum bicolor (sorghum)
Lineage: Eukaryota; Viridiplantae; Streptophyta; Magnoliopsida; Poales; Poaceae
Product: protein 108
Exons: 1
Coding region: 1-318 (105 amino acids)
Source: RefSeq, a predicted model, not a curated record